GUGGGUUAGUAGACAAAACGACGUCUCGGAGAUUGAAAUUAAAGAUCGUGUCUCUGCUCUCUCUUCCUUCAAAAUCCGAUUUCAGACAACCUUUUUUACUCCGACACAAGAUUUCAACUUUUUAAAGUGUACUUCAUAUCCCAAGCUUACCGUAGUGCUUGCACAAGUGGGGAGUAACUGCUUCAAGUAGUAGUUCAAAGACAAAGAUGUCUCAACUGAUGGCUGAUACAAGUUCAAGGACUGAUGUCUCAACUGAUGGCGACACAGAUCCUAGAGAUCUGGGGUCUGAUAGAGGGCAAACGAUGCUUGCGGUUGCUUCUGAUUCCAGUGGAUCAAAGGAUAAGUUGGAUCAGAAGACUCUGCGUAGGCUUGCUCAAAAUCGAGAGGCGGCAAGGAAAAGCAGACUGAGGAAGAAGGCUUAUGUUCAGCAGCUGGAGAACAGCCGGUUGAAGCUGACUCAACUUGAACAGGAGCUGCAACGAGCAAGGCAACAGGGGGUUUUCAUCUCAAGCUCAGGAGACCAAGCCCAUUCUACUGGUGGAAAUGGGGCUUUGGCAUUUGACGCCGAACAUUCACGAUGGCUUGAAGAAAAGAACAGGCAAAUGAACGAGCUGAGAUCUGCUCUGAACGCUCACGCAGGCGAUGCUGAGCUCCUGAUCAUUUUGGACGGAGUGAUGACUCACUACGAGGAGCUUUUCAGGAUCAAGAGCAACGCAGCCAAGAACGAUGUCUUCCACUUAUUCUCCGGAAUGUGGAAAACACCUGCCGAGAGAUGUUUCUUGUGGCUUGGCGGGUUCCGUUCAUCCGAACUUCUCAAGCUUCUUGCGAACCAGCUGGAGCCAAUGACGGAACGACAGGUGAUGGGCUUAAAUAGCUUGCAGCAGACGUCUCAGCAGGCUGAGGAUGCGUUGUCUCAAGGGAUGGAGAGUUUACAGCAGUCGUUAGCUGAUACUUUAUCUAGUGGAACUCUUGGUUCAAGUUCAUCUGAUAAUGUCGCUAGCUAUAUGGGUCAGAUGGCAAUGGCGAUGGGGCAGUUAGGUACCUUGGAAGGAUUCAUCCGACAGGCUGAUAACUUGAGGCUGCAGACUCUGCAACAGAUGAUUAGAGUGUUGACAACGCGUCAGUCAGCUCGUGCUCUUCUUGCUAUACAUGAUUAUACAUCUCGACUACGUGCUCUUAGCUCCUUGUGGCUUGCCAGGCCAAGAGAGUGAACACACAAGCAUUUUGCUCAGCUCUUUACAUAAUCUUUCAAACUCAAUUCGGUAAAGGAUACUCCUUCCAAGAGAUCACAAAGCAAAAGGCCUUCUUCUCAGAUUCUUACCAGAAGCAAUAUUUUGGGAAAGAAGACUGCAGAUUUGAAAAUGGUUUCCUGAGACUGUGUUGUGUUGUAAUCUUUAGUCAAUAAGGUUGUGUAGUUUCUAGAGAGAGUGAUUGUUCAUAGUGUUUGAAUAUUGAGAGCCAAUAGAUUUAUCAGUGUAAGGUGGUAGUAACCAACAUGACAGAAGAUGGGAUACUUUCAGAAACUUUGAUUGUAUGAUGAUCAUAAGCCAAACAGACAAAUUCAAUUUAAACUGAGAGUUAUGUA
Messenger RNA from Brassica oleracea var. oleracea, 1585 nucleotides. Its product is annotated as transcription factor TGA6-like. The record is from RefSeq and is a predicted model, not a curated record. Gene Ontology annotation, biological process: DNA-templated transcription; regulation of DNA-templated transcription. NCBI's taxonomy places the organism in Eukaryota, Viridiplantae, Streptophyta, Magnoliopsida, Brassicales, Brassicaceae. Gene Ontology annotation, molecular function: DNA-binding transcription factor activity; sequence-specific DNA binding. The transcript is spliced from 8 exons. Bases 207 to 1211 code for a protein of 334 amino acids.